Messenger RNA from Melopsittacus undulatus (budgerigar), 710 nucleotides. Its product is annotated as proteasome subunit beta type-6. Gene Ontology annotation, molecular function: threonine-type endopeptidase activity. NCBI's taxonomy places the organism in Eukaryota, Metazoa, Chordata, Aves, Psittaciformes, Psittaculidae. The record is from RefSeq and is a predicted model, not a curated record. Gene Ontology annotation, cellular component: proteasome core complex. The transcript is spliced from 6 exons. The coding region runs from base 51 to 710 and encodes 219 amino acids.
CCUAGUCACACGCGUGUCGCAAAGCGCGGUGCCGUAAAGCGCGGAGGAAGAUGGCGGCCGUGGUGCAGCCGUGGGUCGAGGAUCCGCUGAGCACUGGAACAACCAUCAUGGCGGCCGAGUUCGACGGCGGCGUCGUCAUCGGGGCCGACUCGCGCACGACCACGGGGUCGUACGUAGCCAAUCGGGUGACGGACAAGCUGACCCCCAUCCACGACCGGAUCUUCUGCUGCCGCUCGGGCUCCGCAGCUGACACACAGGCCGUGGCCGAGGCUGUGGCCUAUCAGCUGGCGUUCCAUAGCGUGGAGCUGCAGGAGCCCCCCAGGGUCCGCACGGCCGCGCGCCUGUUCCAGCAGAGCUGUUAUCGCUACCGCGAGGAGCUGAGCGCUGGGAUCAUCGUGGCUGGAUGGGACCCACGGAGAGGGGGGCAGGUGUACGCGGUGCCGCUGGGAGGUCUCCUCCACCCCCAGCCUUUGGCCAUCGGAGGCUCAGGCAGUUCCUAUGUUUAUGGGUUUGUUGAUGCCUCCUUCAGACCUGGACUCAGCAGGGAGGAGUGCACACAGCUCGUCGCCAGGGCUCUGGCUCUCGCCAUGUCCCGGGACGGCUCCAGCGGGGGGGUGGUGAGACUGGCAACGGUAACAGCCGAGGGCGUCGAGAGGAAGGUUCUAACGGGGGCGGAGCUGGAGGGGGGGGAGGGAGGGGCCAUGAGCUGA